This is a messenger RNA of Ylistrum balloti, 1026 nucleotides long. Its product is annotated as S-adenosylmethionine-dependent methyltransferase Rv2258c-like. NCBI's taxonomy places the organism in Eukaryota, Metazoa, Mollusca, Bivalvia, Pectinida, Pectinidae. The transcript has 4 exons. The coding region runs from base 1 to 1026 and encodes 341 amino acids. The record is from RefSeq and is a predicted model, not a curated record.
AUGAAUCCAAUAGCUUACAAGAGGUGUGUGAGCCGUGUUCUUGCUAACCCCGUACUGCUGUCAGGUGUUCGCCUCGGUAAAAGAGUUAAACUCUUCCAGGCAAUGCAAUAUCUGAAACAUCCGUGUGACAUUAAUACCUUAGCUUCGGAAUUACAUCUAAAAGAACCCUACCUGAAGGAGUUGAUACAUUCCUAUGUCUCGUCUGAGGUGAUGACACUGACCCCGGAUAAGAAGAUAAUAGUUCCAGACUGGACAAUCUUUAAGGAGGCGUUUCUUGACCCAGAGUUAACAUAUCUGAGACCUUUUGAAAAAGUGGCACCGAUCCUUGAGAAAUGUUUUGAAGAGAAUGGUCCUGCUGGCUACACUCAUGAUGAGGCGCCUUACGUUUUGGACUAUGUCAGAACUCUCCGACAAAAUUACAACAUCCCGCUGGCUAUGGAACUGUCGCAGCUCAUCUCUGUUCAUGCAGAUUCCUACACAGACAUCCUUGAUGUUGGAUGUGGGACUGGAGAUCUUACAAUCCCGUUAGCAUCAACACUCGGAUCGUCCUCAGUGUACGGCUGUGAUAUAUCAGUAAAAGCUAUUACAGCCGCCAAUAUGGCGUCCUAUAAAGUCGACAACGUCAGCUUCGGUAUCGAAGAUAUACACAAUUUACCAAAGUCUUGGGGCGGGAAAUACAACGUCAUUUUAAUGUUUGACGUCCUUCAUGAUCUGCAGUAUCCAGAAAAAGCUAUGAAGCAGUUACUGAAUGUACUAAAGAAGGAUGGAAUUCUCAUCAUUGUCGAUCCGAAAGUAAGCAGCGACCCGCGCAAAAAUAUCGGUAACAUUCAAGCUGCACAAGCACUUACACUGAGCACGUGGUGGUGUGUUCCCAGCAGCUCCUGUGAUCAUGGUUCGGGUAAUGGCGUGGGCUGGGGUUGGGAGAACAAGGAGGUAUUUCUCAGGAAUAUGGGUUUGAAUGUCAGAAGCCGUGUCUGUCUCAUCAAAAGCGACUACAACUAUGCUUACGUAUGUAGAAGGAAGUAG